Messenger RNA from Spea bombifrons (plains spadefoot toad), 2299 nucleotides. RefSeq names its product germ cell nuclear acidic peptidase (gene GCNA). Gene Ontology annotation, cellular component: nucleus. Lineage: Eukaryota; Metazoa; Chordata; Amphibia; Anura; Pelobatidae. The coding region runs from base 74 to 1870 and encodes 598 amino acids. The record is from RefSeq and is a predicted model, not a curated record. The transcript is spliced from 12 exons.
UGAAAGCUUACGGGUCGCGGGAAGUUUGAAUUCCUAUCCUUGUUUCCAGUGUGUAGUGCCGGUCUCUCGUGACAUGGCAUCCGAGUCUCUGCGUCUGUUGGACAGAAUCUCAUCUCGACUGGCUCCUAAAGAGAAUAAAGCACAGCUGUUUCCACGUUCGGGGACCCAAGGCAUUCUAAGCCCAGACUGUGAUGGAGCUGAUAGCCCUUUGUUUCCACCCUGUACACAGCAGCUGCUUCUGUCGGAUUCGGACACUGAAAGUGCCCCGGUGGAAGAUUACGUCAGCAAAUUUAAAAAUUUAAAUUUAAAAUCUGGUCACACUCCAAGGAGCACAGUGGUUAUUUUGGAUUCCAGUGAUGACGAAUUUGAGAACUUUCUGAUACAGCUGAAAACACCCAAGCAACGGUCAUGCAAAGUAUCGAAUCAUAAAAGUGGAAGUUUGAAGGAUUUCGUAAUUGAUUCCGAUGAGGAGGAUUUUGCUCCGGUUUUCCCCAGAAGUAGUAAAGGAACGAGGAGCAAGAAUGGGACCAAGAAUUCUUAUGAGAUAUCACAAUCCCCUCAAAUGAACCGGACACCCUCUACACGCAAAGUAUCUCCAGUGUUUAUAAGUGACAGUGAUGAUGAGGAUUCGGUAGUCAUAAAAAGCACAUGGCGUGACAGGACUAGUGAAAAGAAAAACCUGAAUUUGGAUAAAGGAACUAAACAGAAGCCUUCGGACAACUGUUCUGGAAAACCUCUCUCCAAAAAUAACAAGGAAAAUCGUCUGGAACAAAGAAAUGAUUCCCCUCUGGGAGGAGAUGUAUUCGAAACAAGAGAUGUACAUGUGUCUAAGCCAACUAUAUCUACAAGUUCUGAUGAUGAGUUUGACAGUCUUAUGGAACGCAUUAAAAACAGGACAAAGAACCAAACUCCAUGUUCAACAGCAAGCAAAUUUGUCCUACCCAAAAUGGCUCUAACAGAACCAACAAAAGUCCCUUGCUUUGAUUUGACGAAUACAAAAGAGAAAGGCAGAAGCCAAAAAUCAAAGUCACAGAAUGAUUCAUCUUCCAGUCCCUAUUUCCUCCCAGAGAAAAGUGACAAAGGAGGAAGAAGCGUUCAACAUGCAGAGAAACCACAUUGUGAUAGUGGGAAAGUCCGCUGCAAGGUAAUAGAUUGUUUUCUAGAAGACCUGUCUAACCCAAAGUCCGUUUAUGUGAAGUGCUUCAAGCAGAAGAAAGAGGAGUUGACAGCUAGGCUAUACAGUCUUUAUAAUCGCACAAUUUUUGACCAGAAGCUGCCUGAAAGUAUGGAAAUAAUCUGGAAUAAAAAGAUGAGGAAAACUGCUGGUUAUUGUGUAACUGGACAGAAGAAAGUCCCUCAUUUGCAGCGGUAUGCACGGAUUGAGUUGUCUGAGAAAGUCUGUGAUUCUGCAGAUCGCCUUAGAGAUACUUUAAUCCAUGAAAUUUGCCAUGCCGCUACUUGGUUAAUCAAUGGUGUUCGAGAUGGACAUGGGCAGUUUUGGAGAUUUUAUGCCAGAAAAGCUACGCUUAUUCACCCAGAGCUGCCAAUGGUGACUCGCUGCCACUCUUACGAGAUAAAUUAUAAGUAUACGUACGAGUGCUCCCGCUGCAAGAACACACUUGGUCGUCAUUCCAAAUCCCUCGAUACAGAAAAGUUUGUUUGUGCCUUGUGUAAGGGGAAGCUUGUAUUGGUGGGAUCAACUCGGAAAGAUGGCUCUCCUUCCAGCAACCAACUCACUCCAUUUGCAAAGUAUGUUAAGGAAAAUUAUGGCUCUGCAAAGAAAGGAAUGACUGGGAUGAGUCAUGCCGAAGUAAUGCGAAAACUUAGUUCUGAUUUCUCAACAAAAGCAAGAAUCACUAAUGGGAUCUGAUGAACAAAAUGUAGUUGCCCCCCCCCGUCAAUGUGACCUGGAGUGAAUCUCGUCAUGAAUUAAUAAUUUGUUAAAUAUAAUGGUUUGCCUUAAAAUACUGAAAGUUUACAUGUGUAAGAUUUUUAUUAUUAACUUCCCUACAUACGCUAAAGCCGAUUGGACCGUGAUGUCUACUGGUCUUUCGGUCUGUGGGCCUGCAACAAUUCUUAAUUGCAGUAAACGUAUUAAACCUUCACAUGUCUGUAAAUACAUAAAGCAGGUGAUCAAAACAAUGAAACAAGUGUCCUGGUAUUGUCUAGAGUUAUAUUGUGAAAGCACCAUUGAAUGUUUGUUGCCAAUUUGUCUUAAUGUGACCUUUUAUAAUGUUAUCUUUUAUGUGUUUUAUUGUAUUAUCUUAGUCAUAACAAUAAAGAAUAUUUUUGAGUAAAU